CUUUGCAACAUGAUCCGCGCACACCACGAAGAGGCCGGGCUCUGCGGUGCUACGUCCUGCCAGCCCAUCGCAGCACAUGGAGACUGGAGCCAUAGUUAACGGCGAAUGACAAAAGGAAGAAGGUGGACCAUCUUCCGCUGGCUAUAUGAACCAGCUCAGCAUCAGCAGCGACUGACAAAGCAAAUUGAAACAGAGAUGAGGGUGACGGGAAGUGCUGCUGGUGUUUAUUUCGAUCUGCGUCAAACCUCCUACAGAAGAUAAUGCCCUCGGUGCCUCUGAAGGGAAUUUCUAGGUUUCUUAUUUACGCAGGGGUCCAUGUCAGUAUCUCGGGGUAAACACCCAGCAGGGACAGUGAUGGUCACCCCGUCUCCAGCAACCUCACUCUCAGCAUCUGCAUUGUAGGGUGAAACUCGUCCUGGGGGGUGGGCUUGUGAAGGAAUAUGCUAUGCAGAGAUAACAACUAAAAUUUAUUUUGUCGUUGUUGUAUACAAACCAGACAGAGCCAUAAUUGGAUUACCGGGUGUAGUUGUUUGUCAACAUGAACUCGAUGUAUUUCUCCGACAUUCCGCCUGGGCCGGUGUGCAACCCUCCGGCCGGGUCGGGCGCAGUGACCAGCGCCCUGCGAAAUGACCUGGGCUCCAACAUACAUGUGUUGAAAACACUCAACCUACGUUUCCGCUGCUUCCUUGCCAAAGUCCACGAACUUGAGAGAAGAAACAAACUGCUGGAGAGCCAACUGCAGCAAGCUCUGUUUAAAACGCAGUACCGACACCUUUACUCCCGGGAAGUUGCAGUGCAGACGGACGGUCCCGAAUCUCGGUUACCGGGCACCAUCUGGAGUUUUACGCAUGUCCGGAGGCAAGGGGAGCGCUAUGAGACCGUGCGGCGGCCCGGGGUCUCGUGGUCGCACCCGGACGGAGUUGGGGUCCAAAUAGAUACCAUUACACCAGAACUGAGGGCUUUGUAUAACGUGUUGGCCAAAGUCAAGCGGGAGAGGGACGAGUAUAGGAGAAAAUGGGAGGAGGAGCUGUCCAGACGAGAGCAGCUGGAGUCCACUGUGGAAAACAUGCAGCAGAGUGCCCAGGAGUCCACCGAGGUGCAGGAUGAGCUGAGUGAAAAGGUGGACAGACUGAAGGCUGAACUUGUGGUCUUCAAGAGUCUGAUGACGGAUCAAAUGUCUGACCUGGACACCAAGAUCCACGAGAAAGCCCGGCGAGUAGACAUGGACAUCUGCAGGAGGAUCGACAUCACGGCCAAACUGUGCGAUGUGGCCCAGCAACGCAACUCAGAGGACAUGUCGAUGAUGUUCAACGUCAGUCCGGCCCGGUCGCUGCCGGAGAGGGGUGCCGGGGCCAGCUGCAGGAGGAAAGAACUUAAAGCCACGUCUGACGAGGAGAUGUCAGAGAUGGAUGCAGAGCCGAGCCCUUCAGAGGAGGACGUCCCCGGGUCGCUCAAUAUCACGGACGAAAUGAAACGCAUGCUCAACCAGCUACAUUCAGAUAACUCCUUUGUUGCCAGGCGCGAGACGUUUGAUAUAGACGACGACUGCGACAGUCUGACGUGGGAGGAAAACGAGGAGACCCUGUUGCUGUGGGAGGACUUCACAAACUACAACGUGCCGAGCGCCUUUACUGCAACACCCGGCACGACCGCCAGCUGCUCCAAUGGAAACGGUGAAGUGGCUGAGCCAGACUCCCAGGAUGGAAGUCUUGGCAGCCUGAUUGAUCAAACAGAGUCCCUCUUUAAGACCAGAGAGGAGCAGUACCAGGAGACCAUCGGCGAGAUCGAGUUUGAAUUGGCCACAGCCAAGAAUGACAUGAACCGACAUUUGCACGAGUACAUGGACAUGUGCUGCAUGAAGAGAGGCCUGGAUGUGCAGAUGGAGAGCUGUCGGCGGAUGAUUAAAGGCGGCAGGAACUCUCCCUCCGUCAGCUCUGUGGCCAGCAGCGACUCAGGGAACACAGACGAGAUCCAGGACGAGAUCUUGGACAAGGACGCAGAGCCUGAAGUCCCCGUUAGUUGAUGCAUGGACUAUAAUUAUCAACAUCUGCCAGAUGUCCCUACUUCUGAAACGCGAAGGUCACUGUCUUGAUUCUGAUGCACUCUGAUCAACGUGUAUUGUGCAUCACAUAAUGUUAUUUUAAACGGCUAAAGUCCAAUAUAUUUGAUAAAGUAAAUCUAAUGUGAGUUAUCAAAGCCAAACAAUGCCCUCAAAAGUCAUAAGAAAAACCAAAGGAUACAUCAUCUCCUGACAUCUUAGUUUUUUUUAUUUAGAUGAACCUGUUGUGUAUGUGUGUUUUGAUUAUGAGCUGUCUUCUGCUGUCCUGCAGGGGACUCUGUUCCAGACGGGUUGUACAUCCUGCUUUGGCUCUCCUGAAUUGGGGCUAAAAGUGUCAAGACUGUACAUAACAAGCUGUAGGCAUGUGAUCGUAUACCCCAGAGGCCUUUUUAUUCAUCACAAACACUUUGCAACAGAGCGAGAAGUCUCACGAUUUCUCUUCUCAAUGCUCCCACAGGAUAACCGUAGCAAGCGAUCGAAGCAUGGGGACAUAAGUGAUCUUUUUAUCACCUCUUUGUAUUAUAAUGUAUGUACGGUUUGCUGGAUCAAAGAAUAAGUGCAACUUCUAUCCUGAAGUUUUACAGAUCAGAAUGUUAAAACGCAGGCCUUUUGUUGUUUCAGCAUGUUUGUGUGGAGAAAGGGAGCUAUGAGUCUUUUUUUUUUUAACGUAAUAGCUGCAAUGCAGACUUUGCGUCAAGCCUAAUCAAUAAUAAUUAUAUUUGUGACAUAUAAUGUAUUUUUCACUGUUUUUUCUAAUUAUUCUGUUAACCAAAAAGUGUGUUGUCACCAUACUCUGCUUUAUUGAUUUUGCAACAUUAUUAAACAGACGAUUCUGUCAAUUAUUGACCAUAUCAGAUCACCCAUAAUAAAAACGACAUAAGAAAAGAGUGAGGAAGUGUCUCACUCAUGGAGAUCCUUCAUAUCCUCUUAUGAGUUGAUGUAAAACCAGCCUGAUAAAUAACAAAGGGCCAUUCUGUUAUCGCUACUGUUCUUUUUAUUAACAUCAAAGGCAUAUGUAUUGAUUCAAUGACUGUCUUCCAGAAACAGCAACACAGUUCGCUCUUCCUCGUUAAAAUUGGCUCACACCACCAUCACACUAACCAGCCAACCAAAGCAAAGUGUACAGUGAAAGGACAGAGGCAUAAAUCCAGCUAUAAAUCCUACUAACUCUCAGUGUUUGUCCAUGCAUACCACCACACGUGUGUUUUCAAACUUCUUGCAACAAGUCUUGCAUUAAGUGCAUCGUCUCCAUUUACUUCUCUCAGAUCAGGUCACAUUCAAACGACAUGCAGUCGAAAUAAUUGUAGCAACCCUCCUUAAUGAAUGUAGCUUGAUUGGAGGCAUGUUCUAAAGACCUCACAUGUAAAAGCUGAGCAAAAACCAUGUAGCUGUUUAAAUCCAGGGAUAUAUGGUGUGCUGUGAUUUGGAGACCUUGGUAUGGGUUGCUUUACUAAAUGGGUUCUUACCUGACCGACUUACAGUGUGCGGCCUAGAUGUAUGUGACUUAGGUCAGAGUGAAUGUUUCAUAUUAAAAAUGUUUUUUAAUACAAUUGGUUUUUAUCAGCGUGCGGUAGGAAUACACGGUUGUGUUAACGGUUGUUUCAACUAACAGUUGUAUAUGUUCAUGGCAUACCUGUUUGCUGUUAUAAGUCAUUAUUUUUCUGAGAUCUUUUAUUUCAUAAACAGGAGAUUCAAGGUGCAGCAAUACUUGUGGCCAUAUUAGGGUAAAUCUGUAUGGAUUCUGGUCUUUGUGUUUAAUUUGCAUUACAGGAAGCAUCCUGUUUGGUUCAUGGUUGAUUUGUCUGCUUUAAUUUAAUAGUUUUAUUUCUCAUUAUUUUGUUUAAAAUAUUCAUUAAAUGUUUUCAUGUGGGUUUGGGGCAGAUUGUUUCAAAAUGAUGAAUGUACUCAAUUGUUUUUUGGGGGAAAAUGAAAUAAAAUUGUGGUUUGGAAAAGAAAAA
Gymnodraco acuticeps is the source of this 4017-nucleotide messenger RNA. RefSeq names its product intermediate filament family orphan 2b (gene iffo2b). The coding region runs from base 539 to 2023 and encodes 494 amino acids. The record is from RefSeq and is a predicted model, not a curated record. The transcript is spliced from 9 exons. NCBI's taxonomy places the organism in Eukaryota, Metazoa, Chordata, Actinopteri, Perciformes, Bathydraconidae.